Molecule: messenger RNA, 3225 nt
Organism: Gossypium raimondii (Peruvian cotton)
Lineage: Eukaryota; Viridiplantae; Streptophyta; Magnoliopsida; Malvales; Malvaceae
Exons: 1
Coding region: 1-3225 (1074 amino acids)
Source: RefSeq, a predicted model, not a curated record
AUGGGUCCUUUUACAUCUUUUGUUAUGGUUAUUAUUUUGUGUGUUCAUUUAAUGAAUGGUCUUGCAAUUGCUGAUGAUCAUAAUGUUGAUGAAAAUGACAAUCAUCCAUAUGUUUCCGAAGAAAGGCUAAAAGCUAAAGGAAACAGGAGAUCUCUAACACUUUUACCUUUAAUAAUUGGUGCACAUGCUUUACAUCGACGUGCGAGGGCCGCUGGUAAAGCUUGGCAUGGUGGUGAAGGAGCAAACACAGGAGUAGGAGGUGGAUUUCAAAGUAGUGGAAACAUUGCUGGCGUAGGAGGAGCAGCAGGCGCAGGAGGUGAAGGUGGCGGUGGUAAAGGUGUAGCUGGCGGCAGUGGUGGUGGUGGAGGUGCAGGUGGCAGUGACGGUGGUAGUGGUGGUGGAGGUGCAGGUGGUGGUGGCAGUGGUGGUAUGGCUGCUGGGGGUGGAUUUCAUUUUGGGUUUAGAGGUGGAAUAAGAGCAGGAUUUGGUGGAAAUAGGGUUGGAAGUGGUAGCACUAAUGUUGGUGGAAGGGCAGGAGGCCAUCUCGAAGGUGUUAGUAGUGGUGCAACUAGUACAAGUGGUAGUCUUAGUAGAGCAAAGAGUAAUGAUGGCAAAGCUAGUGAUUCUAGUAAGAGUGAGGCUAAAGCUGGUUUUGAAGGUAAAAUAGGACCAAACGCAGGAGUAGGAGGCGGAUUUCAGAGUAGUGGAAACAUUGUUGGUGCAGGAGGAGGAGGAGGAAAAGGUGGUGGUGGUGGUGGUGGUGGUGGUAUGGCUGCUGAAGGUAAAGGGGGAGGACAAGGAGAGGUUGGUGGAAGUGGUAGCACUAGUGUUACUGGUAAGGUAGGAGGGCAAGGUGGAGGAUUUGGUAGUGGUAGUAUUGAUGCAAGUGGCACUCAUAGCGGUGAAAAAGAUAGUGAUGGAAAAAUUAGUGCUACUAGUAAGGGUGAAGCUAAAGAUGGGUCUGAAGGUAAAGUAGGAGGGCACGAAAGCGGUAGUCGUGGUAUAACUGGUGGGGGUGGUUUUAAGUUUGGGUUUAGAGGCGGAAUGAGAACAGGCUUUGGUAGAAAUAGUGGUGGAAGUGGUGGCACUAAUGUUGGUGGAGGGGCUACAAGCCAUGCCGAAGGUGUUGGUAGUGCUGCAACUAGUGCAAGUGGUACUCUUAGCGCAGCAAAGAGUAGUGAUGAAAAAGCUAGUGACACUAGUAAGAGCGAGGCUAAAGUUGGUUUUGAAGGUAAAGUAAGAGGACAAGGAAAGGUUGGUGGAAAUAGUGGUGGAAGUGGUAGCACUAGUGUUGCUAGUAAUGUAGGAGGGCAAGGUGGAGGUGUUGGCAGUGGUAGUAUUGAUGCAAGUGGUACUCAUAACGAUGAAAAAGAUAAUGAUGGAAAAACUAGUACUACUAGUAAGGGUGAAGCUAAAGAUGGGUUUAAAGAUAAAGUAGGAGGGCAAGGAGGUGUCGAUGGUGGUUUUAAGUUUGGGGUUAAAGGCGGAAUAAGUGCAGGCUUUGGUGGAAAUAGUGGUAAAAGUAGUGGCACUAAUGUUGGUGGAGGGGCUGGAGGUCUAGCCGAAAGUGUUGGUAGUGGUGCAACUAGUACAAGUAGUGAUCUUAACCGAGCAAAGAGUAGUGAUAACAAAUCUAGUGAUACUAGUAAGAGUGAGGCUAAAACAGGUUUUGAAGGUAAAGUAGGAAGACAAGGAGAGGUUGGUGGAAACAGUGGUGGAAGUGGUAGCACUAGUGUGGCUGGUAAGGUAGGAGGGCAAAGUGGAGGUGUUGGCAGUGGUAGUUCUGAUGCAAGUGGUACUCGUACCGGUGAAAAAGGCAGUGAUGGAAAAGCUAGUUUCACUAGUAAGGAUGAAGCUAAAAAUGGGUUUGAAGGUAGAAUAGGAGGACAAGGAGGUGCAGGCGGUGGUGGUGGAAGUGGCAGCACUAGUGUUACCAGUGGAGGUGUUGGAAGUGGUACUACCGGUGCAAAUGGAAAAUUUAGUCAUAGUGGCAAAUUUAGUGCUUUUCAUAAUAGUGAAACUAAAUCAUCUCGUAAGAGUGAACACAAAGCUACUUUUGAAGGAAAUUUUGGAGGAAAAGGAAAUGUUGAUGGAAAUAAUGAUGGAAGUGGCAGGUCUAGUGCUUUUGCUGGGGUAAAAGGAAAAGGUAGAGGGGAUGCCAGUGUUAAUGCAUAUGUAAAUGGUGCUCAUAGUAGCACAAAAAUUAGUGAUGGCAAAGCUAGUACUAAUAGUAAAGAUAAUGUUAAAGCUAAAGCCAAAGAUAAUGUUGAAGCUGAAGCUAAUGCCGAAGCUAAAGCUAAAGCCGAAGCUAAUGCUAAAGCUAAUGCUGAAGCUAAAGCUAAGGCUGAAGCCGAAGCUAAAGCUGAAGCUAAAGCUAAGGCUGAAGCCGAAGCUAAAGCUAAAGCAGAAGCCGAAGCUAAAGCUAAGGCUGAAGCCGAAGCUAAAGUAGAAGCUAAAGCUAAAGCUGCGGCUGAAGUCGAAGCUAAAGUUGAAGCUAAAGCUAAAACUAAGGCUGAAACCGAGGCUAAAGCUGAAGCUGAAGCUAAAGCCGAAGCUAAAGUUAGAGUAGGAGGACAUGGAAAUGCAAGUGGAAAUAAUGGUAAAAGCGGUAGCAAUAAUGUUAAUGGAAAAGUUAGUGCUUCUAGUGAGGCUGAAGCCAAAGCUGAAGUUAAUGCUCAAGCUAAAGGUAAAAUAGAAGGACAAGGAAAUGCUAGUGGAGAUGGUGGUGGAAGUGGUAGCAGUAGUGUUGAUGGUGGGGCCGAAGGAUAUGGUAGAGGCAGUGGUGGUGGUUACAUGCAUUUUGGCGGCGGUGGUGGUGGUCACAUGCGUUUUGCUGGUGGUGGUGGUGGAAGUGGUAGCAGUAGUGUUGAUGGUGGGGCUAAAGGGCAUGGUGGAGGUGGUGGUGCUGGUCACAUGCAGUUUGGUGGUGGUGGUGGUGGUCACAUGCAUUUUGGUGGUGGUGGAAGUGGUAGCAGUAAUGUUGAUGGUGGGGCUAAAGGGCAUGGUGGAGGUGGUGGUGGUGGUCACAUGCAGUUUGGUGGUGGUGGUGGUGGUCACAUGCAUUUUGGUGGUGGUGGCGGUGGAAGUGGUAGCAGUAGUGUUGAUGGUGGGGCUAAAAUGCAAGGUAGAGGUGGUGGUCAAAUGCAUUUUGCUGGUGGUGGCGGUUUUAAAUUUGGUUUUGGAGGAAAAGUAGGAGGAGGAAGGGGGUUUGGUGGGGGCCACUAA